Xenia sp. Carnegie-2017 is the source of this 1348-nucleotide messenger RNA. RefSeq lists its product as uncharacterized. The transcript is spliced from 8 exons. The record is from RefSeq and is a predicted model, not a curated record. Bases 159 to 662 code for a protein of 167 amino acids. Lineage: Eukaryota; Metazoa; Cnidaria; Anthozoa; Malacalcyonacea; Xeniidae.
UGUUGUAGUGUUUCCUAUUGUCCUAACGUGUGUUGACUCCAAGCCAAAAGACUUGGAGUUUUUGGAUGAGUUUAUAGAAGAUUUGAAGGGUAUUCUAGAGAGGGGAGUCCAAGAUGGGGAAAAGGUUCUAACUGUUACAGUAAGGGGCAUUGUUUGUGAUGCUCCUGCAAGAGCACUUGUUAAAGGCAAAAUUUCUUUCAGCCGUCAAUGAAAUCUUAUCAACAAAUUCUAGAAAUUUGCCGGUGUACAACGAGCUGAUCUCCCUUGCAGAAAAAGGUAUAAGCGCUAUUUUAAUCCUUGUACAAGUGGACAAUUUUUUGACAGAAAUAUGCACAUACAAGCAACGUCUCUUCACAAGGAAUUCCUACAACUGGCACUACAAGAGAAAGACAAUCUCAACGAAGCAGUGGUUCUUAGAUGCGCAUGACCUUUCAUCGCACGAAACGCCUUCGAAAAGUUUUAUGAACAUAACACCUGCAGGAAGACGUUCUCAACCAAACAUUAAUGGCUUCCAAAGAUCAGUUCUCACCAAACUGGAAACAUUAAUUGUUAAGCAAGAAGAAACGUUGUCAAUAUUGCGUGCUCUGUUAAGCGCUACGAAAGGUGUAGACGAGCACGAAAUUUUGGAAGAUGUUGUACCUAAUGCCUUUGAUUCGGUUUAAGAACUUGAGGACUAUCCUCUAGUCUUGAUGAAGAAAAGUCCAGAAGAAAGUUGCUGCAGUUUUUGGUAGCACUGUGGCAAACACCUGUGCAAACAGUGUUAGAAGAAUUAUGAAAAAGCUGGGAACAAAUAAUCUAUGGUCCCAAUAUAGUUUAAAAGUCAGAAAGUCAAAGCGACCAUUUCAGCACCUUGCCCUCUGCAAAGUUAUAACAAGCCAAGGUUUGUUCAAUCUACCAACGCUGAGGCAGAUAGAACACAUUGAUGCCUUGAUAAUUCUUUAUAUUACGUGAAAACCCAAUUCAAUAAUUGUUUUAUUAUUUAUAUAAAAAAGAUAGUGUUGGUUAAAUGUGAAAAAGGUGCCAUAACGAUUAAAGUUUUGUUCACUUGUUUUGUUUCUCGUGCGUAUGAGAUGACGUUGUAGAGCGAGAUAAUUUCUUAUAUCCGACGUACGUACGUAGUGGCAUUCAUAUAAGUGGAUUUAUUCGAUUGCUUUUAAGUGAAUAAAACUAAAAAAUACUUUGAUCCAUAUGUUUAUAUAAAUUACAUUAGGAAGAUAUACAUACAGCAGACGAUUCAGUUUUCCAUUUAAAUGACAUCUUUUACAAACAAAUAAGUCAUUGUUGUUGUAGGUGGUAAGACAUAUAAAAUGAUAUAUAGACUACCAUUUUUUAAUGAUCAUAUAUGUUA